GUCGUUUGACACUGUUCUUAACUGCUUAUUAGGAAAGAUGUGAAAUAUACACUUGAAAGUACGAUCUAACAAUGGUAUCAACUCAUAAGACGAAUCCGGUAACUACUGGGUAAAAAGAAUAAAAUUACAGAUAUAGAAAAAUUAAAGAAGUAAUGGGCUACUGUAAUUCAUAACAAAAUAAACUUAGAUAUCAAAAAUUAAAGAUUAAAUUAAAUUUGGAUAUCAAAAAUUAAAGAUGGAGCAUAAUAAUCGAAUGGAAAUACAGAGAUAUAUUUCACUAUGUGUAGGUAUACUGGGACUUGUGUUUUGUGGAAUUAUAAAUGGAUUCAAUAUAUACGCCGUUGCUCUUAAACAGACUUUUAAUUACACACAAACAGAACUGGAGUACAUAACCGUCAGUGGAAUAGCAGGAUUGGAACUAACUUCAUACUUUAGCGGAGUAGUCAUAGACAAAUAUGGACCAAGAUCAGCAUGCGUUAUAGCUGCUAUACUCAGCUCUCCUUCUUUCGCAUUAGAGUGGAUGUCAACUAAAUUCAUUUCGUUCUUUGCAUCGCGGAGCUGGUUAAUGUGUUUGAUAUACUUCGUAGCUUCUACUGGCUGUUGUUUUACCUAUAUGACGAGCAUGUCAACAAUUUCAAUCAACUUUGGAGGAAAGCAUCGAGGUAAAUUUGUCGGUUUUGCAAGUGCUAUGUUUGGUGGCAGUCCGCUAAUAUUUGCUCUUAUCUAUCAGGGAUUCUUUGUCCAAGGCCACGUGACCGACGAACAAAAUCAAAACCUUGGUGGCUUUUUUAUUAUGUUAUCCAUAUGGGCGGGGUGCGAAAAUGUUCUUGGCGCAGGAUUUCUUAAAAAGGUACCCCCAGUGGGGACACCCAUACCUCUUGAGAACGAGGGAGAGCAAUCGAAAGUAAACGCUGCAGAUGGGACUAAUGUGACGAUGAAUGAAACCGCUAUUGAGAAAGAAAAGAGUGUCAAAGCUAUUGAUGAUAAUAUAACAAACGCUAAAGUUAACAAGCUAAAUGAUAAGACUCCUUUAUAUCAAAAGUAUUCCAAAAGCAGUAGACCAACAACGUGUUAUGAUGAAUUGACACACAUGACGUGUUUUCAGAUGGUGAAAACAUUUAAAUUUCAUUUCUUGCUCUGGGUUGUGAUUAUCAUUAAAGGCAUAGGAUUGACAUUGUCUGCUAAUAUCACAACUAUUGCAAAAUCAGCACAUCUUGAGGCAACGUCAUCUACUCUAAUAUUAAUCGUUCCAAUUGCAAAUACACUAGCUAGGUUACUUGGAGGGAUAAUCCCAGAUUUUCUUAAACAGAGAUUACCAUUUAUUAGCAUUUCAUCAGUGCUGGUGUUUGCAUCUUUUCUGAUGAUGGUGGCCCAAAUUAUACUUAUAUUUUUCAAUCAAAGCUUCGUAGCAUUGGUGUGUUUUUCUAUAAUGUCUAGCGUAUCGACUGGAUUUAUAUCUGUAAUGACACCGAUAACCAUAUCAGAGUUUUUUGGAAUGAACGAAUUUUCACAGAAAUUCGGAUUGGUUUUAACACUGGUUGGGUUAGCUGCAUUUCCAUUUGCAAAGAUCUUUGGCUGGAUUUACGAAAAUAAUAGCCCCCAAGAUUCUAAAAAUUGUUUUGGUGAGCACUGUUCAAGAAUGACAUUCAUCAUAAUGGCCAUUUUUGCUUUACUAUCGACUCUUUUUAGCUCAGCUCUGUUAAAGGCACGCUGGAAAUGUUAUAAAAAUCCAAAACUUAAUUAAAUGAAGUAGAGGGAAUAGAGACGAGUAAAAAUCAACAGUCAAGGGAAUAAUUCGAAAUAAACUCUGACAGAAGUAGAAAUAGCAAGUCCUUUAUAUCUAUUAUAAGCAGGUUGAGACUGAUAUAGUAAUAUUGUCUGAUACCUAAACCUAUGAUAACAGAUUAAACUGUAUUAAAACAACUUAUAUGUGUGUAUCAUAUGUUUCUUAUACUGUAUUAAUCUGGGCAUUUUAGGCAUUUUACAUAGUGUAAUAUAGAAAGUCCUUUAUAUCUAUCAUAAGCAGGUGGAGACUGAUAUAGUAAUAUUGUCUGAUACCUAAACCUAUGAUUACAGAUUAAACUGUAUUAAAACAACUUAUAUGUGUGUAUCAUAUGUUUCUUAUACUGUAUUAAUCUGGGCAUUUUAGGCAUUUUACAUAGUGUAAUAUAGAAAGUCCUUUAUAUCUAUCAUAAGCAGGUGGAGACUGAUAUAGUAAUAUUGUCUGAUACCUAAACC
Messenger RNA from Owenia fusiformis, 2238 nucleotides. The record is from the annotation of a GenBank genome assembly. Lineage: Eukaryota; Metazoa; Annelida; Polychaeta; Sabellida; Oweniidae.